ACAUUUACUGGGGGGGAGGCGUCUCUCUCAUCUCGUUACCGGGUUUCGGAGACUUCGAGCAAUCUUCUCUAACGCUAUUUAUUCCCCGUUGCUGCUAGCCUUCUCAGACAAAUUAGGACAUAAGGAAUCCCUCAGCACUACUGUCUGAUCCUACUGGAUCAGUGCUGCUGUCAAUUACCCACAAGUGUUCACUUCCACGUUUAGGAACACGAUGCUCUGAGCUUUUACUCUCUUCAAGGAAACACAAAGACGACUGCGGCCUGUGUUACAUUUAAUCUCGCCUUCGUUUCUAAAACAUCAACUCAUUGUUUUCUCCCAUUGCUGCUACCACCACCACUGCUAGCACCAAUUCAACAUCUACAACCUCUCGCCAUGUCAGGGACGGCUUCUCCGCGUAGCGGUCGACCGCUAACGACUUCGUAUGUGGACUUGAUGAAGCCUGAUGAGGAUUGGAGGAAUCUGCCUGAUGCAGCGGAGAGGAGGAAAAUUCAGAACCGCCUCGCUCAGCGGGCAUACCGACGAAAUAUGAGGGAUCGAACUAAAGAGGUGGAGAGGCUAAAGAAGCAACUGCAACAGCUCCAGCAAUCUAUGAGUACAGACCCCUCGACUACGCCACCGCCUGAGCACGAGCUCCCUUCCGGUGGUAGGAGUCCAUCUAGCAUGGGAGACGCCCACGCCCAAAACGCCGAUAUGUCGGCAACUACGCCAAACGGAACGCGGCGGAUGAGCGAGUACUUGCAGACCUGGCCUCACGCUUCAGGCUCGGAACAGCUGAGCGGGCUCGGACUUACGACGGAUGGAGAGAACCCUCUUGGAUUUGAUACAGCCUCCUAUUUUCACCAGGUCCAUGGUUCGAAUGAUGUCGUCCCGGAUCUACCUUCUACGGGUCGACGAGCCCGUGCCGUCACAGCUAACGUUUCCUCCACACCCGUACAGCACCCGCAUCACCUACGGAGUCACAGCAUACCCCCGAUUUACACAUCUACCUGCCCCAGUCCCAUGCCGUGGGGACAAGGAGCUGCAGCAGAAGGCCACGACGGACUUCGAGUAUCUACAAGUUUUAGCGUAUAUAAUAACCCGGAGGAGAUAUCCAUGUACCACCCAGAGUCAACAUAUCAGCUAGAUGAUGGAGUCACGCACAGCACCAAUGCGUAUGCAACUUCACCUGAUUCAGAUCUCAACAGCCAGGCGGGCUGGUCGCCACUUGACCGGAAAUCGGCCGGUGGCGGACGGCCGAGCAGUUCGUCACUAACAUCGGCGUUCCUGACCUCGGCAAAUAGCGUGGUGGACGGUAUGGCGGACAUGCACGGGUCUUCGUUUCCUGAGACAACAGCACCAUUGCUACACUUCGCAGUCGCAGGUGGGCACAUCGACACGUUGAGGCUACUUCUCCAACGCUACGACGUUAACGUGAAUAGCCGCGAUAAUGCCGGGUACACUGCAUUACAACGCGCUGUCAUGUCCGGACGCACGGAUAUGGCAGCCUUGCUUCUCGAACGCGGGGCCAUCGUCGAUGGCGACGAUAGCUGGACCGCCGAGCUUACGGGCCACCACGCCAAGAUGGAGACCCAAUGACCAACGCCGAUGGAACCCCCACCCAUUUCUUGUUUUCUUAAUCAACCUAUCCUAAAUACAUCGACGACCGAACGGAGUGUACGUUAACGAGCCUUUUAUUUUUUAUCAACUCAAUCGGGUCUCGAGUUUCUCCGUCUACUGUUAUUCUGUAUCUACCUAAUGUUGGAG
Molecule: messenger RNA, 1743 nt
Organism: Annulohypoxylon maeteangense
Lineage: Eukaryota; Fungi; Ascomycota; Sordariomycetes; Xylariales; Hypoxylaceae
Exons: 3
Coding region: 373-1575 (400 amino acids)
Molecular function (GO): protein binding
Source: RefSeq, a predicted model, not a curated record